AUGCCUCCGACUCUCUAUGUCAUUCGCCAUGCACAAGGCGAACACAAUGUCAACAACUCUCACCAUCUGCGGGAUGCAUUGUUGACAGAUCUCGGCAAAAUUCAGUGUAAAGAGCUCCAAAAAAAGUUUCCGUUCCGUCAAGAUGUUGAAGUCAUCCUCGCAUCUCCACUCCGACGCACUAUUCAGACUGCCGCCUACACUUUCGCGCCUGAAUUAGAGAAACGACAGAUACCCAUGGUUUUGGUGCCAAAAGCACAAGAGAUUAGUAGUUUGGCGUGUGACAUUGGCCAUGACGCUGAAGUGACAAUCUCCGAGGCCCAGAAGUUGAUCGCUGACGCUGCGCCUUUAUGGGAUGCUUCAAAUCUGGACACCACCUUGGUUGAUGAAUCAUGGAACUCAAAGAGGGGAAUUUACGCUUCCAAAUUGUCGGCCGUUCACGAACGGGCUGCUGAGAUGCGCAACUGGAUUUACAGCCGCCCAGAGAAGAAUAUCGCUCUCGUGACUCACGGGGGCUUCUUGCACUACUUUACCGAGGAUUGGACGGGUUAUGUGAAGGGCAAAGGUACUGGCUACCUGAACUGUGAAUAUCGAAAAUUAGAGUUUACCGAAGACUCCACCGAGAAGGAGUCGCACCUUCGAGAAUGUGGUAGCACGCUGGAAAAGCAAGCCAGGCCUGCUGGCCUGGAUGCUCAUUUGAUCCAUGAGAUAGAAGAGGUGGAGAAAGCUUCAUAUGUAGUGCGAAGGAAACCAAUCGAGCACGAAAAUAGAUAG
Penicillium subrubescens is the source of this 771-nucleotide messenger RNA. RefSeq names its product histidine phosphatase family protein. Lineage: Eukaryota; Fungi; Ascomycota; Eurotiomycetes; Eurotiales; Aspergillaceae. Gene Ontology annotation, cellular component: cytoplasm. Gene Ontology annotation, molecular function: phosphatase activity. The record is from RefSeq and is a predicted model, not a curated record. The transcript has 4 exons. The coding region runs from base 1 to 771 and encodes 256 amino acids.